Messenger RNA from Serendipita indica DSM 11827, 1536 nucleotides. The record is from the annotation of a GenBank genome assembly. Lineage: Eukaryota; Fungi; Basidiomycota; Agaricomycetes; Sebacinales; Serendipitaceae.
AUGACUGCAACUGCGUCCCUCUCUCGUCGUGUAUUUCUUGCCUCCCGGUUCCGCCACCCGUCCAGAGUUUUGGCGCGCUCAAAACCAUCUCUCCGCCGCUCCCAAGCGUCAAUAGCGAGCGUGCAACCCGAUUUUACACCUCCACCUCCACCGCCGUCCUCUUCACAACGUACACUCGACACGUCUGCCGGAGUCCCGCCUUACCGAGCUCCGGAGCAACGACGGAAUGAGUGGCAUGCUCCCUCGCGAGUCACUCCAAUGUCCAAAUACAAGGAGCUCAUAGACAAUGGAACCCUUCGGCCGGAUGACCAUCAACUUCAGAUUGUUGGCAAGCUCCAGAAGCUUCACGAUGAGUUGCGAAACUACAAUCAACCGACUGUGGAAGAAGCAGUCGUGCAAACUCCAUCAUUUCUACAACGACUAUUUGGAAGUCAGGCUGAGACUCUGCCAGAGCCUCCUUCAAACCUUCCCAAAGGCCUUUACUUGUACGGAGAUGUUGGGACGGGAAAGUCUAUGCUCAUGGAUUUGUUUUACCUGACGCUUCCGCCUCAUAUUACUCGCAAGAGUCGGGUACACUUUCACGCCUUUAUGAUCGAUGUUCAUAAGCGGCUUCACGACUUUAAGAAGACGCAUCCACCAGGUGCUGAUCCCAUCCUUCCAAUAGCGCGAGCAUUGGCCAAGGAGAACACAGUCAUUUGCUUUGACGAGUUUCAAGUCACGGACAUUGCAGUGGCAAUGAUUCUUCGAAGACUGCUAGAAUGCAUGAUCAAGUUUGGUGUCAUCUUUGUCAUGACUUCAAACCGGCAUCCUACCAAGUUGUAUAAGAAUGGGAUCCAACGGGCCAGUUUCCUCCCUGCAAUCGACUUGUUAAUGUCUCAGUUUGACGUGACCGACCUCGACUCGGGAACCGACUACCGAAAGAUGCCAAGGGCACUAUCCAACGUCUAUUUCCAUCCAUUGACAGAAGAGCACAACCUCGAAAUCCAAAAGAUCUUCGACGCUUUGACUGCGCACGAUGGGCCAGUGGUACAAGACAAGCAAUUGGACGUCUGGGGGCGCAAGCUCAAGAUUCCAGAGAGUAGCGACAACGUUGCCAAAUUUACGUUUGAUGAACUGUGCGGCAAGCCGCUCAGCGCGGCCGAUUACCUCGAGGUGACCAAGGAGUUUAAUACCAUCUUUGUCGUCGACGUUCCCAAGAUGAACCUCGGUCACAAGGAUCUGGCGAGACGCUUCAUCACGUUCAUUGAUGCAUGUUACGAGAACCACACCAAACUUUUCGUGACUUCGGAAGUACCCAUCUAUCAGAUCUUCUCCGACGAGGGUACAACCCAGCAUUCUAAAGAGAAGACGGAACAUAUGCGCAGCGUCAUGGAUGAGCUCGGUAUCUCCGACCAGCAAAUUGGGACUACAUCCAUCUUCACCGGAGAGGAAGAAUUGUUUGCGUUUGCGCGAGCGUGCUCGCGCUUGGUCCAGAUGGGGACUCAGGAGUGGGCCAUGACAGCAGGCCACGAGGAUAAGCACGCCAUGAUUCUCUGA